Molecule: messenger RNA, 1890 nt
Organism: Henningerozyma blattae CBS 6284
Lineage: Eukaryota; Fungi; Ascomycota; Saccharomycetes; Saccharomycetales; Saccharomycetaceae
Gene: PUT4
Product: proline permease PUT4
Exons: 1
Coding region: 1-1890 (629 amino acids)
Biological process (GO): amino acid transmembrane transport
Cellular component (GO): membrane
Molecular function (GO): amino acid transmembrane transporter activity
Source: RefSeq, a predicted model, not a curated record
AUGACACUUAAGGAUAAUAUCAGCCAAAAAAUUGAUGAUAAAAACAGUUCCAGAAAUGAUUUUUCUUCAGUAUCGAGUAAUACAGAAUAUAUUGAAUAUAAAGAUGGAAAUUAUAUACUUGAGUAUGAUUCUAACAGUAGUUUGAGAAUUGAAAAAGAAACCUUAACAUUCAAUUCAAGCAAAUUAGAAGAAUGCAAGAUUGAAGAUAAAAUUUCAAACUUUGAUUUAAGCCAAAUUGGUUACAAUGGAAACGAAACAAUAAUAUCAGAAGAACUAAUUAACGAAGACGGAAGGAAAAAUAAGUUAAAACAAGGUUUAAAUGCCCGACAUAUUCAAUUAAUUGCACUUGGUGGAUGUAUUGGAACAGGUUUAUUUGUUGGAGCAGGAAUCACAUUAAAUAAAUGUGGCCCUGCUGGAUUAGUUGCUUCUUAUCUUAUUAUUUCUACAAUGGUAUAUCCCAUAAUGAACGUCUUGGGAGAGAUGGUAUGUUACUUGCCCGGAGAUGGUAGUGAUUCUGCUGGAUCAGUUCCUCAUUUAGUGAAACGAUAUUUGGAUGAUUCUUUAUCGUUUGCAGCAGGAUGGAAUUAUUAUUAUUGUUUUGUAAUGUUGGUUGCUGCUGAAUGUACAGCUGCCUCUGGUGUUGUUGAAUAUUGGACUAAAGUUGUUCCCAAACCUGCAUGGAUUGUAAUGUUUCAGUUAAUUAUAUUUGGGUUAAAUAUGUGUCCUGUUAGAGUUUAUGGGGAAUCUGAAUUUUGGUUUGCCAUUAGUAAGAUUCUUUGUAUUGUUGGUUUAAUUAUUUUAUCAUUUAUAUUAUUUUGGGGUGGAGGGCCAAAUCAUGAUCGCCUUGGAUUCCGAUAUUGGAUAACACCUGGAUCAUUCGCUAAUACAAUAACUAAUGGAUCAUUUGGGAAUUUUUUAGAUGUUUAUAAGGGGAUUAUAUUAGGGGCAUUUUCUUUUAUUUUAGGACCUGAAUUAGUUGUAUUGCCAAGUUCGGAAUGUAGUGAUCCUAGAAGAAACAUUAAAAAAGCAUCGAAGAGAUUUAUUUGGAGAUUAAUGUUUUUUUAUAUCUUGGGUACAUUAUCUAUUAGUGUUAUUGUUAGUUAUAAUGAUCCGAUCCUAUCUACUGCAUUAAUUCAAGAUAAGCCCGGUGCAGGUUCAUCACCCUUUGUCAUUGGUAUUCAAAAUGCUGGAAUUGAUGUAUUGCCACAUAUCAUCAACGUAUGUAUAUUAAUCAGUGCAUGGUCAUCAGGAAAUGCCUAUCUAUUUGCCAGUUCCAGAUCUUUACAAACAAUGGCUAUCAACUCGCAAGCACCUAAAUGCUUAGGGAAGAUCAAUCGAUUUGGAGUACCAUAUGUUGCAGUGAUUGUUUCAAUUAUCUUAUCAUGUAUUGCAUAUUUGAAUUGUUCUAAAUCUACCAGCGAUGUGUUUAAAUGGUUUACAAACUUAAGCACGAUAUCUGGGUUUUUAGGCUGGAUAAUUGUUUCUGUGACCUACUUAAGAUUUCGUAAAGCUAUUGAAUAUCAUGGUAUGAAAGAUCGAUUACCAUAUACAACUUGGGGUCAACCAUAUCUAAUAAUCUAUUCAUUAAUAAGUUUUAUUAUCAUUACGAUUACUAAUGGGUUUGAUAUUUUAAUACCCAGGAAUUGGAAUGUCAGUGAUUUUAUUGCAGCAUAUUUAACAUUGCCUAUUUUCUUAAUGAUUUGGAUUGGACAUAAAUUUUACAAGUAUAGAUUUAAGAUAUUUACAAGGCAAUGUCGGUGGUGGUAUCAAGUAGAAGAUAUUGAUGUUAUUACAGGAUUAGAAGAAAUUGAAAUGGAGAGUGAAAAGUUUGAAAGUGAGUAUGUGAAACCGGAAACCGUUGGGGGGAAAUUUGUAGACUGGUUAUUAUGA